GUUUUUAGUUUGCUGUACAGGUCAUAACAACUUUGUGAUAAUUAUCAGAUAGUGAUUAAAGUACAUGCAUACUUACUGAUAAAUGUGCUCAGUCACAAUGGGGAAUUUUAUCACUAUAACAUAACAGCAACAUUGAUAAUGACUUCUCAGAAGUAGUAUUUUAGACCAAUCAAUAAACUGCUGCACUAUAAAUAGAACUUCCCAGCAUUGGAAAUAUACAGUAAAAUAAACAGUACAGGAGAAACUGCAAAGCUUGGGAUAAAAAGAAUACAGAACCAGAAACAUGGAUGAGGAGAAAAAAAAGAAGUUUAUCAAAGGUGCUAAAAUAGCAGGUGGACUUGGAGUAGGCUUGGUUGGAGCAAUAGGAGCUGUUGCUGCAGCACCAUUGGUUCUCCCUGCAAUGGGUUUUACAUCUGCUGGGAUAGCUGCAGGAUCAUUUGCUGCCAGUGCUAUGUCAUUUUCUGCAACUGCUGGUAUUGGUGCUGGGGCGGUGGCUGCAGCGCAAUCCGCAGGAGCAGCAGGUCUUGCAGUUAGUACUUCUGUUUUGGUAGGAGGUGCUGCUGGAACUGCAGCUGGUGUAGUUGGUGCUAAUGUGGCUGAGAAAAUAGCUGGAGCUGUUGUCAAAGAUGAGACAGGCACAGACGAUGACUCGAAAAAUCAAAAAGCAACUCAGACUGGGGAAGGUGACAACAAUGAUGUUGAUAAUGAUGAUGACAAUGCAGAAGCAAAGAAAAAUAAUAAAGUUAAUGAAGAGCUUGCCAAUGUAGACAAAGUCAAAAAGAAAGAUAUAAAUGCAAAGGAUGUCACUGAAAAGGAUGCUAAUCAGAUGAAAGUCCUUGAGGAAACUUUCAAAGCAAUGAAUGUCACGAGGCCAUCAUUGAAGCAUGAUAAAGCCAUUGAUACCCAAAUAUUUGAAAGUAUGAAUGAUGAAACAGAACUGACUAACAGCCAGGAAAUUGACAAUACUUAUAAGAUGUAGCAAGGACUCCUAAGUGCUGGACAGUGUUUCUGUAUGCAGGGACCUUUCAGAAUUGUUUCAGGCUUGGGUUGUGGUAUUGAUACUCGCUUCAAAUUCAAAUAUGUGUUAUGCAUUCCUUGUUAAAUAUAGAAAUGUUAAACUAUUCUUAUGGUUGAUGUCAACUGUUAUAACGUGUACAGGGGUGAUGAUGAUCCCCUUUUACUUAUUUUUCUGAAAUAAAUAUUAUUACUCAAAUGUAUUACUUAUAUA
This is a messenger RNA of Owenia fusiformis, 1228 nucleotides long. The record is from the annotation of a GenBank genome assembly. NCBI's taxonomy places the organism in Eukaryota, Metazoa, Annelida, Polychaeta, Sabellida, Oweniidae.